AUGUAUGAGCUCUUGAAAGGACAAUCUAGUUCAACCGGUCACGAGAAAGAAAAGAGAAAAUCAGCACUAUCAGGAAAACAAAGACAACUGUCAUUGCGUACAUCCGUGGAAUGGACUUCAAUUCACCAAUCAGCAUUAGAAAAUCUAUUAAACGAGGUCACAUCCCCUCCUAUUCUAGCGUACCCGAAUUAUGAGUUGCCUUUCGUGGUUCACACCGACGCGUCACAGGAAGGCCUGGGGGCAGUCUUAUAUCAAGAGCAAAAUGGAAUCCUACGAGUUAUCGCAUAUGCAUCAAGAACAUUAAGCCCUUCCGAGAAAAAUUACCAUUUGCACUCAGGGAAGUUGGAAUUUUUAGCCUUGAAAUGGGCGGUAACAGAACAUUUCCGAGACUACCUAUAUUAUGCUCCAAAGUUCCUGGUCUACACUGACAAUAAUCCCUUGACCUAUGUCCUUACCACCGCGAAAUUGAACAGUACGGGACUACGAUGGGUUGGCGAAUUAGCUGAAUUCAAUUUUGACAUUCGAUAUAGGCCUGGUAGGAUAAACACGGAUGUGGACUGUCUCUCGAGACCACCCUUAGAGAUACGCGAAUAUAUGACAAGCUGUAGCGAAGAGAUCUCUCUAGAAACCAUCCAAGCGACUAUUUCCUCUGUUGAAGCCCACGCAGCCGGUGAUGUAGUUUGGUUGACAGCUGUAACGGACGAGACUAAAGAAAUGGAAGCUGAUGAACUGUUCGAGAGUACAACGUCAAGCAGGCUGAAAGUAAUCGACAUCCUCAAAGGCCAGCAGGAAGAUCAAACAUGUUCUACAGUUUUGUAA
Paramuricea clavata is the source of this 819-nucleotide messenger RNA. The record is from the annotation of a GenBank genome assembly. Lineage: Eukaryota; Metazoa; Cnidaria; Anthozoa; Malacalcyonacea; Plexauridae.